Messenger RNA from Canis lupus familiaris (dog), 2478 nucleotides. RefSeq names its product adenosine deaminase domain containing 1 (gene ADAD1). Lineage: Eukaryota; Metazoa; Chordata; Mammalia; Carnivora; Canidae. The record is from RefSeq and is a predicted model, not a curated record. The coding region runs from base 203 to 2242 and encodes 679 amino acids. The transcript has 16 exons. Gene Ontology annotation, molecular function: double-stranded RNA binding; double-stranded RNA adenosine deaminase activity; tRNA-specific adenosine deaminase activity. Gene Ontology annotation, biological process: RNA processing; adenosine to inosine editing. Gene Ontology annotation, cellular component: cytoplasm; nucleolus.
UACGGGCGGUGCGGGGACGCCGCUGCGAGGCCGCUGUUGAAAGACGCAGCCCUGGCCGCGUGGCUCUCACGCAGAGCGCCCAGAGGCCAGAGGUUGAGGCCCGGAGGGGGAAGCAACGGCGUCGGCGGCUGGGGCCGGCGAGCCCCGGGCCUGCGGCUCGGUCUCCCGCCUGUAGGACAGGAAGGCCGAUUUUGGUGAGAAAAUGUCUGGCAACAACGACUGGUUUCAGAGUUCCCGGGUCCCUAGCUUCGCUCAGAUGCUGAAGAAGAACUUGCCAGUUCAGCCCUCAGCCCAGACGGUAACUACGCCCACAGGAUAUUCUUCAGAAAGUCACAGCCUGUCGAAUAUGGCUUCCAAGGUUACGCAAGUGACGGGUAAUUAUCCAGAGCCAUUGCUUUCCAAAGGUCUUUCAUCUAUUUCAAAUCCUGUCCUUCCUCCAAAAAAAAUACCUAAAGAGUUCAUAAUGAAAUACAAACGUGGAGAGAUAAAUCCUGUGUCAGCUUUGCACCAGUUUGCACAAAUGCAGCGGGUUCACCUUGACCUUAAGGAAACAGUAACAACAGGUAAUGUUAUGGGACCUUAUUUUGCUUUUUGUGCUGUGGUGGAUGGUAUUCAAUAUAAGACUGGACUGGGACAAAAUAAAAAGGAGUCUAGAUCGAAUGCAGCAAAAUUAGCUCUUGAUGAGCUUCUACAAUUGGAUGAACCUGAACCAAGAAUUUUAGAAACAUCAGGUCCUCCUCCUAUCCCUGCAGAACCUGUUGUUUCACCUGAACCAGCAUAUGUCUCAAAAGUACAUUAUGAAGGGAGACAUAUUCAGUAUGCAAAGAUAUCACAAAUUGUUAAAGAAACAUUUAAUAAACUAAUUUCUAAUCAUUCCGAAUAUCUGAAAUGUAGCAAUUCAUUGGCUGCUUUUAUAAUUGAAAGAGCUGGACAGCAUGAAGUUGUAGCUAUAGGCACAGGUGAAUACAAUUACAGCCAGUGCAUUAAGCCAAAUGGAAGAGUGUUGCACGACACUCAUGCUGUCGUUACAGCCAGAAGGUCUCUCCUUAGGUACUUUUAUAGACAACUUCUACUCUUCUACAGCAAAAAUCCUGCUAUGAUGGAAAAAUCAAUAUUUUGUACAGAACCAGCUUCUAAUCUACUGACUCUGAAACAGAAUAUCAACAUUUAUCUCUAUAUGAACCAGUUGCCUAAAGGGUCAGCUCAGAUUAAGUCACAAUUGCGUCUUAAUCCACAUUCUAUAUCUGCAUUUGAAGCCAAUGAAGAACUGAGUCUCCAUGUGGCUGUUGAAGGCAAAAUUUAUCUCACUGUCUACUGUCCUGCAGAUGUUAAUAGAGUAAGCAGUAUGUCCUCAAGUGACAAAUUGACAAGAUGGGAAGUGCUUGGUGUACAGGGAGCAUUGCUGAGUCACUUUAUACAGCCAGUUUACAUCAGCAGUAUACUUGUUGGUGAUGGGAAUUGCAGUGAUACUAGAGGUUUAGAAAUUGCUGUAAAGCAACGUGUUGAUGAUGCACUUACUUCAAAACUUCCAAUGUUUUACUUGGUCAACAGACCUCAUGUUAGUUUAGUACCUUCUGCAUAUCCACUGCAAACAAACUUGGAAUAUAAAUCCUUGAGUCUGAAUUGGGCACAGGGGGACAUUUCUUUGGAGAUUGUGGAUGGCCUGAGUGGAAAGAUCACUGAAAGUUCCCCAUUUAAAAGUGGUGUGUCAAUGGCAAGUCGGCUUUGUAAAGCUGCAAUGUUAAGUCGAUUUAACCUGCUUGCCAAAGAAGCUAAAAAAGAAGAUUUACUUGAGGCUAGUACAUACCAUGCAGCAAAGUGUAUGUCUGGAUCCUAUCAAGAAGCUAAAACUUUGUUGAAAUCCUACUUGCAGCAGCAUGGCUAUGGCUCCUGGAUUGUGAAAUCUCCCUGUAUAGAACAAUUUAUUUCAGUUGCAGAUGAAUUAAACAUUACUGGUUCUCAGACUUUGUUCCUCUUAGCUUGGAUCUUUAUGAUCUCCAAUGAGUCCCAGAGGAUCCAGGAACACAAGCUCCGGCUACUACCCACCAGCCACCAGAGCCAGACCUUACAUCAUGCUCUUGGCUUUGUUCUAUGUCGUAUGCGCUGUCUACAGCAGAAGAAGGACUCCUUCAAAACUGCCUCAUUUAGGAGCUGGAUGCAGAAUAGGACAAGACUGGAGGAUCUACUUCCCACACCUCCACCAUUCUCAGAUUCAUCCUACUCUGAACAGAGAAGAGACUGAAGCCCUUCUGAUGACUCCUUGGAAUCCCAGACCUACUAGGAACCAAGGCAGCAAGUAGGAGGUAAUUGUCUUCUGUUGCCUCCGGUUCCUAUUCUCUUCUGUUAGAACAGAGCAUUGCUGUCCUCCAUAUGAACUUCCCUUCUGAGCCUGCUUCUUAAAUCCUAUAAUAGAAUUCACCCCUCCUACACUAAUGGUUCUGUUCUAAGGCAAAAAGAAAUAAAAAAAAUUACUUUAGA